AUGACCGCUCCAUCCACAUUUACAAUUUUAACUUUUGGAGGAUUCCUCUUUUUCUCUAUAGUUGGAAUUGCAAUAUCCAACAAGUAAGUAUUAUGCUUAUAUAGUUAAAUUUAUGAUAUUACUUUGAAAUUACUCUUGACUAUUGUGUUAGUUGUGAUAAUUUAUGAAUUUUUCUUUAAAAAUAAAAAUGAGAAACCUGUUAUGAUAAAAUCACCAUAUAAAUAAAUAAAUUUUAGUGCAUUUGAAAGGAAUUAAGAGUUCAUUUAAUAGCCAGAAUAUAGAGGUAUUUAAUUAAUGCAAUGAUUAAGGAUAAUAAUCAGAAAUAAUUCAUACUCAAACAGAGUCUGUAGAAAGACAAAUCCCUUAAGAAAGGGAAAGAAUCUUAAGUAAGGAGUAAAGAAAAAAUAAUAUGAAAAUGUGUAAUAUAUAUGAUUGUUAUUAUUUUAGAUUUUUUGUAAGACAGAGAGAAUGAAGAAUGGCCUAUGCAAUACAAAAAUGGUUCUAAUAGACAAUAUUAUGUUGAUGAUACUCGAUCAUAAUAUAGUAUGGCUCAAACUUUGUCUUAUUAAUAAAUUCAAUCUCAUGGUAUAAACAGUUAUAAUAAUAAAUAAUAAAAUGGUACUCCAGAUUAUGAAAUUCAAUAAAAGAGUAAGAAUUCAGAAGCAAUAUUAUCUAAAUUAAUUAAAAAAAUGAGUGAUGCUCAUUAAAAAGCAGAAGAAUUAUUUAUGAAGUCAUUUAUUCCAACAUUUGUUAAAGAAUUUUAGGAUCAUCUUGUAAAUGUGAAUAGAAUGAUGAAAGAGCAUUUUCAAUAAAAAGUAAUUGAAAUUGAUAUCUUUUUUGCCAAUAAACCCUAUGAUAUAAAUUCAAAUAAACAUGAGAAAUCUAUUGGACUUAAAAGUAUUACAAUGGAAGAUGUUUUCUUUCUUAAAAAUUAAAUAAAAAGUAGAUCUAGAGAACCAGUAAGAGCACCUGUUAAUGUUGAGAAAUUUGCAAAAGAAAAAGCAGAAUUCAUUAAAGAAUGUGAUCUAUUGGAAUUAUUUUGUAAUAUAUUAGAUGUAUCUCUUAUUAACAGAAAAAUGUUAAAUGAUAAAAAACUAUUUUUAACUAAAUUAAUCGAUUUUUCAGAAAAUAAUUGUAAACCCAAAUAUCUUUCUGAUGGUUUAAAUGAAAAAAUGAUUAGUGAUUAUGAAGUAAGAUUAUAUUUAUAUAAAGUUACUCUUUACUGUUUUCAUUAAUGUUCUCAUAAAAUGUGUUAAAUAUGAAAAACAGAAAUAUAAUAAGGAUAAUAAUGAAUUAAAUUUAAAUGCAUGGAAAUCUAUUGAAGUUAGCUUAAUUAGAAUUGAGAGUUUAGGUAAUAGUGAAUGUAUAAAUUAAAAUGUUUCAUAAAAUUUAAAUGAAUCAUCAACUACUAAUCAAACAUCAAAACAAACUGAAUAAAUUAAGUAAAAUAUAUAUAAUUUAAGUUAGAAAUCUAAUUAUCAAUUAAAGAUUGGAAUAAUAUGUAACUGAACCUCAAUUUCAUUAUUAUAGUGAUUAUAUAGUCAAAGCUUUAAAUAAGGAUAAAGAGAUUAAGACAUUUAAAUUAGAAAAUAUAUUAUAUACUCCUAGAGUAAUAUAUAUUAUUUAUUAAAUUUAGGAUUAAAAUUCAUUAUAUUGUUUAAUAAGCUAUUAUCUUCUUCAUUUGUUAAAUGUUCCAAAAUAACAUUAGUAAUAAUUGUAAUAGAUGGAAAUGGAUUAAAAAAUGAUCAAAUGCUUAAUUAGAAUGUCAAAAGAUUUUUCAUAUUUAGUAGCAAAUGUGUGAUUUAAUUAUAUUAAUUUUAAUUUUAAGAUAUGUAUAAAUCAAUUAUUAGUGGUCAUUUUCAAUAAAAGAUGAAGGAAUAGUAAAAACUAUUAUGGAGAUAUAUAAUUCUUGGCUUAAAUACUAAGUUAAUUUGUCAAACUAUAUGCUUUAAUUUAUGUUUGAAUUGUCAUUUGUUAAUAAAAUAGAUAUUAUUACAAUAGUAACUUAAAAAUGCAUUAUUACCAUAAUAUUGAAACUUCUUUAUAUCUAAUUAUUUGAUAAAUCUUAAUUUUAGUAUGGUCAAAGCUACUUAAAAGUAGUAAGUGUAAUAAGUUGUAUAUAAGUAUUAACAUCUAUAAUUGGAUUAUUUUUAUUGAAAACUUUAUUUGUUGGGCAAGUAAACAUAACCGACUAGAUGAUUGUAGCAUAUACACUAAUAUAUAAAAUGAGCAUUGAAUAUGGAGAUAAUUCUAAUCUAUUGAUUUCAUUAAUAAUGGUUUCACUCAUUUUAUAUACUGGAAACAUUUAGUAUCAACUUAUUUGUCUCUUUUAACCAUUAAGUUUAGUAUUUAUAUAGUUUAUAAAAUAUUUGAUGAACAAUGAAAUUGAAUAAUUUUAAUUAUUAUUAUAUACGAAUCUCAUAGGAUUGCCCAUUUACAUUAUGUUAAGUUUGUUUAUUUUAAAUGUAUAAAAUAUCUUUGAUAUGACAUAUUUUUUGUAAUUAUAUUUAUCUAUUUAGCUAUAUUCUAACAAUGUGUAUUUCUUAAAUGCUUGUUUAUUUGGCUUUUGAAGAAUUAAAAAAAUAAUAGUUAUCUUAUCUGUACAUUUGGACUCUCUUUGGUUGUAUACUUAUGCUAUGCUUGGUUUUUAAAUAUAGAUAAGAUGAAGUUAUUUUGAUAUUUGGACCAUUAUUAGUGAUAUUAAUAAUGUUUGCAUCAAUAAGUAUACAGAGAUAGACUUGA
Molecule: messenger RNA, 2742 nt
Organism: Paramecium pentaurelia
Lineage: Eukaryota; Ciliophora; Oligohymenophorea; Peniculida; Parameciidae
Source: the annotation of a GenBank genome assembly